AUGCUAUUGGACCUUUUCUUCGAGUCCAUAAGUACUGCUCGCAAAAGACGCGUGCACUUCCACGAGUUUAUGAAGGACUUCCACACUCGGAUGCAUGAGACCACGAGGGUGCAGAGGGACGGCGAAGAUCCCGUAGCUUCGGUGGCUGAACAGAUAAUUUCAGAGUCAUGGGUCUUGUGUUUUGAUGAAUUUCAGGUGACAGACAUAGUCGAUGCUGUUGUUCUUAAGAGACUUUUCUUUCAUUUAUUUUCAAGGGGGGUCAUCCUAGUAUCCACGUCGAACCGAUCACCAGACGACCUUUACCUUCAUGGCCUACAGCGAGCCCUGUUUCUUCCUUUCAUCGAACUUUUGAAAACUAAAUGCGAUGUAUACUGUAUGAAUAGCAACAAGGACUAUCGCCUACAGGAGAAGCUGCAAGUCCAAUGUUAUUACUGUCCUAACAACGUUGAAAAUAAUCUUAAAAUCGACAAACUAUAUAAGCGGUUAACUGGGAAACCAAUAACAGAAUCUCAAGUUGUCACACUGACUGUUUACGGCCGAGCAAUGAAAGUUUAUAGGGCUAUGAAUAGCAUAUGUCUCUUCACUUUUUUCGAGUUAAUCGCACAGCCUCACAGUGCCGCUGAUUAUUUGGAACUUUGUAAGAACUUUGAUGUGAUUUUUCUAAAAGAUAUUCCAAAGCUGCGUUACUAUCAAAGAAUUGAAGCUAGACGAUUUAUAAACUUGAUAGACACCAUCUAUGACGCCAGGCGAAUGUUGAUUUGUAGCUGUGAAGUCGCGCCGCAGUAUAUUUUUUCUGAUCUAAUUACUGCCGGUUUGAAAAAUGACCCAAGCGAGCAGGACCGUCUUUUAAUCGACGAUUUAGGACUCUGUCAAGGAACUGCAACGUCCACCGUCUUUACUGGGGAAGAUGAAAUAUUUGCUGCGGAGAGGUGCGUUUCCAGGUUAGUUGAAUUGCACUCUCAGGAUUAUUGGAAGA
This is a messenger RNA of Zophobas morio, 976 nucleotides long. RefSeq names its product AFG1-like ATPase. The transcript has 13 exons. Gene Ontology annotation, cellular component: mitochondrion; cytoplasm. NCBI's taxonomy places the organism in Eukaryota, Metazoa, Arthropoda, Insecta, Coleoptera, Tenebrionidae. Gene Ontology annotation, molecular function: ATP binding; ATP hydrolysis activity. The record is from RefSeq and is a predicted model, not a curated record. The annotation marks the transcript as partial.